GUGUCUACUGACCCUCCUGGGGUCGGUGAGGCCGGUGCAGGCCUCGGUUUCCCUCCUGGGUAUGGGGGGUGGUUAUGGUCCCCUAGAUUUCACCGUGUAAGGCUCUGAGGCCGGGGUGAGGGCAAGUCUGGGAUUCCUGAGCGUCGCCGGCCACUUUGACCCUCUGCCCUAACCCAAGGACGAGGCGGGCGGCUGCGGGAUGUCCUGGUCCAGCCUUCUCCGUGGCCUCGGCUCGUCCGUACGUAGUGGCCUGACUCUGAUCCCCCAACUCUGGGCCGGCCGCAGCAUGGCUACCUUGAACCAGAUGCAUCGUCUCGGGCCCCCCAAGAAGCCCCCCCGGCGCCUGGGUCCCACGGAAGGCCGGCCGCAGCUCAAAGGCGUGGUCCUGCGCACCUUCAUCCGCAAACCCAAGAAGCCCAACUCGGCCAACCGCAAGUGCUGCCGUGUGCGACUGAGCACCGGCCAGGAGGCUGUCUGCUUCAUUCCCGGCGAAGGCCACAGCCUGCAGGAGCACCACGUGGUCCUGGUGCAGGGCGGCCGCACCCAGGACCUGCCCGGGGUCAAGCUCAAAGUUGUGCGUGGCAAAUACGACUGCGGCCACGUGCAGAAGAAGAAGUGACCAUGGCAGGUCCCGUGACUUUUAUGCCAUAAAACAGAAUUCUUGCUGCCCAGGAAGGCAGUGGAGUGGGGGAGCCAGCUUUUCCCAUCAGGAG
Molecule: messenger RNA, 713 nt
Organism: Ochotona princeps (American pika)
Lineage: Eukaryota; Metazoa; Chordata; Mammalia; Lagomorpha; Ochotonidae
Gene: MRPS12
Product: mitochondrial ribosomal protein S12
Exons: 2
Coding region: 200-619 (139 amino acids)
Biological process (GO): translation
Cellular component (GO): ribosome; small ribosomal subunit
Molecular function (GO): structural constituent of ribosome
Source: RefSeq, a predicted model, not a curated record